Molecule: messenger RNA, 888 nt
Organism: Monoraphidium neglectum
Lineage: Eukaryota; Viridiplantae; Chlorophyta; Chlorophyceae; Sphaeropleales; Selenastraceae
Product: ATPase type 13A2
Exons: 4
Coding region: 1-888 (295 amino acids)
Cellular component (GO): membrane
Molecular function (GO): P-type transmembrane transporter activity; nucleotide binding
Source: RefSeq, a predicted model, not a curated record
AUGGCGGCCCUGCCUCCUGGCCUGCCGCAGCUUCUCGCCAGCUGCCAUGGCCUCGCGCGCAUGGGGGAGACACUGGUGGGGGAUCCCCUAGAUCAGAAGCUGUUUGCCGCCAGCGAGUGGGACCUGCACGAUCACGACGAAGCGACCACCCACUCGGCAGCCGCCGCCGACGCCAUCGCGGCGGCGAUGCAGCAGCAGCAGCAGCAGCAGCAGCAGCAGGACGGCGGCGCCGCCGUCGCCGCGGCCGGCCCCGCGCCGCCGGCCCUGGGCUGGGUCUGCCCGCCCGGCGCGGCCGGCGCGGUCGGCGGCUUCGACCCCUCGGCGGCGGCGGCGAUCGUGCGCCGGUUCGAGUUCAGCAGCGCUCUGCAGCGGAACCUCGUGGUGGUGCGGCGGCCGGCGGCGGUGGGAGGCGGGUACGCGCUGUAUGCGAAGGGGUCGCCGGAGAUGAUCAGGACGCUGGUGGAGCCGGGGAGCGUGCCAGAGGACUUUGAUCGCGUGCUGGGGGAGUACACACGGGAGGGCCUCCGAGUUCUAGCCCUCGCCGGCGGCGAUGCCAGCGGCCUGCCCCCCGCCGCCCUGUCCAGCAGCAACCAGCAGCAGCUCGAGGCGGCCGUGCCCCUCCGACUUCUGGGCCUCGCCGUCCUGGCCAACCCCCUGCGCCCCGACACAGCCGGCGUGAUCGAGGUGCUGCAGAAGGCCCAGAUCCGGUGCGGCAUGGUGACCGGGGACCACCUAAGGACCGCCAUCAGCGUGGCGCUGCAGUGCGGGGUGCUGCCGGCGGCGCGGCCGGUGCUGCUGGUGGACGGAGAGGGCGGCGGCGGCGGCCUGAGCCGGGCGACGGCGGGGCCGCAGCCGCGCCCCAGCCUCACAACCUGCACCUUCUUGUGA